AUGUCACGGCCAAACCUCCUAUGCAUACGUCUGGUGUUCUUCAUCGCUGUUCUUUCUGAAAUAGAUGGAUAUUGUCAGUAUUUCACGAAUGAGUGUGUCUUCACCUCCCGGGAUCUGACAGAUCUACAAUACUUUCAGACUGUUUAUUUUAACAAAGUUAAACAUGCUCAGUUCAGCAGUAGUGUGGGGAAAUAUGUUGGGUUUAACAAACAAGGACAGAGGGAUGCAGAUUACUGGAAUAAUGACACUGCCUACAUCCAGGGGCUGAAAGGUGAAAUAGACAGAUACUGCAGACACAAUAUUCCAAUUUUCCUCUCAACUCUUCUCGACAAAACAGUACAACCAAAGGUCCAUGUGAGGUCAGUCAAAAAGGCCAGUGGCACACAUCCUGCCGUGCUGAUGUGCAGUGCCUACGACUUCUAUCCCCAAGCCAUCAAACUGACCUGGUUAAAGGACGGUAAACCAGUGACCUCUGAUGUGACCUCCACUGAGGAGAUGGCUGAUGGUGAUUGGUUCUAUCAGGUCCAUUCCCACCUGGAGCACAUCCCCAAAACAGGAGAGAAGAUCUCCUGUAUGGUGGAGCAUGCCAGCUUCACUAAACCCAUGACAUAUGACUUGGAACCCUCUGUGUCAGAAUCUGACACCAAUAAGAUUGCUAUUGGAGCCUCUGGACUUGUGCUGGGGGUCAUCCUAGCAGCUGCAGGUUUGAUCUACUACAAGAAGAAGUCCACAGGGCGGAUCUUGGUGCCUCAUUAA
Molecule: messenger RNA, 756 nt
Organism: Chanos chanos (milkfish)
Lineage: Eukaryota; Metazoa; Chordata; Actinopteri; Gonorynchiformes; Chanidae
Product: H-2 class II histocompatibility antigen, E-S beta chain-like
Exons: 5
Coding region: 1-756 (251 amino acids)
Biological process (GO): immune response; antigen processing and presentation
Cellular component (GO): MHC class II protein complex; membrane
Source: RefSeq, a predicted model, not a curated record